AUGGCCAACUACCGAGGACACAGCUUCCAGCGGGACAAGGAUGGAUAUGUGCAGGUGUACACGGAUGGUUCGUGCGAGGGCAACGGAACAUCACGAGCGGCCGCCGGUAUAGGGGUGUACUUCGACGAAGGACAUGCAUUGAAUACUUCCAAGCCGGUGAGCGGACGGGCCACGAACAACUGUGGCGAAAUUCAGGCCGCUUCUUCAGCCAUCAAGACUGCUCGUGAGAACGGCGUUCAGCGUCUGGCCAUCAACACCGAUUCAAAGUUUUUGAUCGAUUCUGCUACCAAGUGGAUGCCGGGAUGGAAGGAGCGCGACUGGACACUGGCCAACGGUGGUCCGGUGAAGAAUAAAGCCGACUUCCAGGAGCUUGAUCGCGAGCUGCGUACGGGCAAUAUACAGGUCAAGUGGAAUCACGUCGAUGCACACCGUGGCAAUCUGGGUAACGAGCGGGCGGAUCAGCUGGCUCGCAAGGGUUCCGAAAUGUAUCGGAACCAGCGACGUUAG
Molecule: messenger RNA, 507 nt
Organism: Anopheles marshallii
Lineage: Eukaryota; Metazoa; Arthropoda; Insecta; Diptera; Culicidae
Product: ribonuclease H1-like
Exons: 2
Coding region: 1-507 (168 amino acids)
Biological process (GO): DNA replication, removal of RNA primer
Molecular function (GO): RNA-DNA hybrid ribonuclease activity; nucleic acid binding
Source: RefSeq, a predicted model, not a curated record